AUGUCAACAACCAAACAAACAGCGAAAACUUCCGUGGAAAACCUACCCACCGCCCACCUCUCCGCCUUCAAGCGCACUCUGAGCGGAAUCCUGUCCACAACGCUCGCAGAACGUACAUUCGCGCAGAUAAUCGACGGUCUACCCACACGAGAUGACAAUGGAUACUUCCCAACAUACAGCACGGAAAUUCGGGACAAUACUGCUUCCUCUGCGGAAGCUAUGGAGGGUGCACGAGAACUUCUUCGAGGACAUAUCAAUGCAUACACCACGCUAGUAGACGCAAAGUUAGCACAAGCUUAUCAGGAUGCUCGACCAGGGUCUGUAGAGUUUUAUCUGCGAUUGUUGGAGAUGCUAGCUGUUGCGUGCCACGAUAUCGCUGCUCUUGUCUACGGGGAUACGCAGCCUGGUUUGCGCCGAGCCGGCCAGAGCGCCCAGGAAUGUCUGGCUGCGCUUGAGGGUAGGCCGACGGAUUUCAUGCAUGAGGAUUAUUGUGCGUUGCAGCAGUAUCCGAGGGGGGUAGCAGAUGUGGCCGAGUAUCACUUAUUCGGUGGCGUAGUGCUGUUUGAUAGGGGGGGUUCUGGCACUGAUUGCAAGCGUGCGUUCCUACAUCCCGUGGGCGGAUUCAGGAUAUUCCAAAUUUCCUCCACCCAUAUUAAGAAAUUCGCCGAAUACGUACAAGCUUCCGAGGAUACGCAAGAAGCACUGUUUCCGUUCAGUGCAGAAAAAUAUACAUAUCGCGUCGACCCGUUCGAUGCCAUGGCACUCAAUAUUUAUCGGGACAGAUAUGAGCGGGUGAUACCAAGAGAUAGACCUACGAGAUGUGUUCAGCGUCUUGCGGAUUUUCCGGAAUUACAGGACGCGCUGGUACAAAUUAAUCGUGACGGCUCUGAUCAGUGA
Molecule: messenger RNA, 897 nt
Organism: Lachnellula hyalina
Lineage: Eukaryota; Fungi; Ascomycota; Leotiomycetes; Helotiales; Lachnaceae
Exons: 4
Coding region: 1-897 (298 amino acids)
Source: RefSeq, a predicted model, not a curated record